Ctenopharyngodon idella (grass carp) is the source of this 2312-nucleotide messenger RNA. It is a transcript of the gene rassf2a, whose product is annotated as Ras association domain family member 2a. Gene Ontology annotation, cellular component: nucleus; cytoplasm. The transcript has 10 exons. The record is from RefSeq and is a predicted model, not a curated record. The coding region runs from base 263 to 1243 and encodes 326 amino acids. Lineage: Eukaryota; Metazoa; Chordata; Actinopteri; Cypriniformes; Xenocyprididae. Gene Ontology annotation, biological process: regulation of non-canonical NF-kappaB signal transduction; positive regulation of JNK cascade; signal transduction.
UCCUCCUCCUCAGACGCCCCCCUCAAACUGCGAUUGUUCCCGAUACGCGCAAAGAAGAAGCUCGUUCCGAGCUGGACUAAGUAAAGCCCUGUAUCGGUUCAUAGCAUCUCGGAUGGUAGAUUUCGUUCAGACUGAGUGAAACACUGAUAAGAUUUAAAACGCUUAAAAUCUGAACUGAGCGACGGGCAUCGUGACAUCGGCAUCUGGGGAGCAGAGAUCUACAAGAGAGGGAGUUCUUCCAUGCAGUCGUGGCUGGGAUAAAAUGGAUGACAGGAAUGACGGCGUACGAGUUGGAGAGAACAAAUUCAUCAGCAAGAGCAGCAUUCUCUCUUAUUUAAAGACCUACAAUCUCUACUAUGAGGGAAAGAACCUGCAGCUGCGACACAGAGAGGAAGAGGAGGAGCUGAUCAUAGAAGGACUUCUCAAUAUCUCAUGGGGUUUGCGUCGACCAAUCAGGCUUCAGAUGCAGGAUGACCACGAGCGAAUCAAACCUCCUCCCUCAUCUACCUCCUGGCACUCAGGGUGUAACCUAGACAACCAGAGUCAGGACGGUCAGACACAGACUCCUCAAUCUCCCCCUCAGAUGGAAGUGACUCCCCCAGAGGACCAAUCAAGCAACGGCACAACACAACACCAUGAAGAAGACGAAGAAGAAGAUGUGUGCGACGUCUCCUCUCAGCUUCUUAGAACCAAAAGCGAUGCCGGUGUACUGAGACGGGGCAGGAAACGGUCUCCUAGUGACCAGCGGCGAAUCAGAAGGCACAGAUUUUCCAUCAACGGUCACUUCUACAACCACAAGACGGCCGUGUUCACACCUGCUUAUGGUUCCGUAACUAACGUACGGAUCAACAGCUGUAUGACCACACCACAGGUGCUGCGGGUGUUACUUAACAAGUUUAAGAUUGAGAACAGCCCAGAUGAUUUCGCCCUCUACCUCGUUCAUACCAGUGGAGAGCGUGUUCAGUUGAAGCGUACAGACUACCCAUUAGUAGUGAGAAUACUUCAGGGACCAUGUGAGCACGUGUGCAAGAUCUUUCUCAUGGAGCAGGAUCUGGGAGAGGAGAUUCCCUAUGAAGUGGCGCAGUACAUAAAGUUUGAGAUGCCUGUUCUGCAGAGCUUUAUUACCAAACUGAAGGAAGAGGAGGACAGGGAGGUGCAGAAGCUGAGAAGCAGAUACAAGUAUCUGCGGUGUAUCAUUGAGAAACAGCUCCAGUGUUUACCAGAGGGUUCCACCUGUAUGUGACGAGCAGCUCUCAACCUUCUCUCAGAGCUUCAUAUCAAUCAAUGGACUUCCAGACAGAAUUUCAUCAGCCCCUUCCGCCCUGAAUGAUUGUUAAUCUAAACCACUAAAUAUGCAUUGAUAUUUGCUGACCAGUGAAGAUGGAUGGUACAUCUUGUAAUAUAAAAAUUCUUUUUAUAUUUUUUUCCUCUGCAUUAUUUGGUGCUGCAGUGAAUCACACCCAGGUACAAUAAUAUAAAAGCACAUUCCACUAAACCAGGGAAUUUAUAUUAUAAUGACAAGCACAAAGUAACAAAGAUAAAUUCUUACAAGUUUAGUAUUAUUUGUUUGGUUAAACCCAUUAUAAAGGGUCAUGACUGACUGAUCACUUUACAUGUUGUAUGUAAUGAGAAUACAUGCGGUCUGAGCCAACCUGUUGUACCACUACAGUCUGAAGUGUGAGCUCAUUACAAAACUCCAUUUGACCAACGUCUCUAUUAGACAGUGAUUAAAAAAUCUUUUUGUAUCAGAAUGGUAAGAGGUGUAUCCCAUACUGAAGUAAAAGACUGUGAAUUUAAAGGAUGACUGAGAACAGAAUGAAGAAGCACAAGGGAAUGUAGCGUCUGAACAUCUGAAUGAUGUUUGAGUGAGUGAGUUAGUAUGCAUGUUUGGAUACCUCAGGUGAAUGUGAUUUCACCAAGUACAACAUGUUCCUGGAUCAACGUCAGUGAGGUGCUUCUACAUCACUGUUAUUCACCUAUCAUUUCACUCUGAUAAGUUUAGGACUAUGUUUUCAAACAGGAAUGUUGUUCUGGGAACAUGUCUUACUUGGCAAAAUCACAGUGACUGGGUACCUGAAGAGGACAGCCUGGCUGUAGUUGCUAAGAAAAGGUUCAUAUUUUUCUUUUACAUUUAGACUCUCAUUAACCUGUUGUAUGACUUUCCUAUGUGUUGUCAUACUGCUGACCUUUCAUCUGGCAUGUGUUUAGUCUGUAUUUUAAUGAUACUGAUUGUAAAACUAAGAAUAUGGUGAUAAUUAUAUUUAAAUAAAAUGUUAUCAUCAGAAAAUUAAAAACUUCCACAACCAAAUGCA